CAGUAGAUGCACUCUAGAAUUGAAAACACUUCCGUUUCUUUCAACAAAGGAGUAUACCCGUAUCACUGGAAUAAAGGAUGUCAGCUUUUCAACGCUUAGGUCGGACAAAAAGGUGGAAGACUUUUUUGACAACAUUAAUCCUAUUUUUGCUAGUGUUAAAGAGCAAUAUACUGUGUCGAUUUGUCUGUGUUUGGAACGAUGAAGGAAAGGAAGCAACAUCGUACAGUAUGGUACAAGCAUACGUAGAAAAGGGGCUUAUUAAAUAUAAUGCAGUGUCUGCUUCCUGUAAAGACCGUGGCAAAUCCCUGAAUUUGCUGAUAAUGAUACCAAGCCGGAUUACAAAUUUUAAGCAAAGAGCAGCCCUAAGGAAAUCUUGGCUUUCCACUACCAAAACAAAUAACACUGUACAUCAUAUUUUCGUUCUCGGAAAGAGUGAUAAUGCAUUUUAUAAUGACAUUGCAAGUGCAGAAAGUAACAUUUUCAACGAUAUAAUAAGUCUAGAUAUUACUGACACCAAUGAAAAUGAAACUUUGAAAUCCGUAGGUAUUUUGCAGUGGGCACAUGUGAAUUGUGCGCGCGUUACCUAUCUGCUUAAAAUAAAUGAUGACGUUUUUCUCAACAUUCAUAGUCUACUGAAGUACCUUAAUCGUACCAAACCGUUGAAUGCAAUUAUUGGAUGCAGACAGGAUAAAAUGCAAAGUUUUCAUUUACCUUUCCUAAACAAACGUGAUAGUUUUUUCAUGGAUGUUGAUUUUACCCAUCCUGUGUAUAUCCAUGGUUCAGCGUACCUUAUUUCCGGAGAUAUACUCUCCAAGCUGUACUUGGCCACUCGACGUGUUCCGGUGUUUCUUUUCGAGGAUAUUUAUAUCACUGGUUUGUGUAGGCAAUACAUUAAAGCUGAUGCCAUUGGACAUUCUGGUUUCAGUUGUGGAUAUCGUGAAAAAGGACCAUGUGGAUCUAAUUUCCGGUAUUCCAUAACAGGCAAUCAGUAUCGCCCAGAACAAAUUGUUCGUAUGUGGAAGGAACUUCAAGACAGAUGGUCAGACUGUCGUUUGCUUGAUAACUACUGGCUUUCACGUACUUUUGAUGUGUUGAGGAACAUGCUCUUUUAACGAUCUACAUGCACUGUUUUAAGGUAGCUCAUUACACUAAAGUUUUAUUUAAUGGUUCGUUACCUUUCAUGAAGUAUGAUUUCACCAUCGAAAGAGUGAUUUUUUCGGACUGAUAAAAAAGGGUGUAUUGUUUGCAAAUAAGGGAUUCUAGGGUCCAGAUUUUGCUGUGAUUUGGUGCAUGAUACGAAUAUCUAAUAAAACAUGCCUAAAAGAUUCAAAUACACCCGUAUAAGCGUUCUAAUUUUUUAGAAGAAAAUAUUUAUGAAAAUUAAAAACGUUAUUUGUUAAUUUUUCUUUAAAUCUACGGAUAAAAUCUUCAAAAACAUGUUAGUCGGAACAGAAAUAUAUCGAAGAAAUAUAUUUCAAAAUGAAAUUGAAACGAAAUGUCCAAAUUUUAGAUAUAAUCACUAUUUCCAAACUGAAGAAAAAAGUACCGAUCCCGAUCGAAAUUACUAAAAUAAUCAUACUACUACUAAUUGUAUGCACUGUUCAUCAAGAAAUUAGUUUUCCUUAUAAAGUCGUUUAAUUUGCAAAAACUUUUACAUCAAGGGGAUGUAGUUUUCUGAUUAUAAUGUUCUCUUUGACUACUUUUUUACAAUUCCGAUCGGGCUUGGUUCAAAUUAGAAAAAUCGAAAUAUUUCUGAAUUUUGACCAUUUCAUUUCAAUUUCUUUUCAAAAUGUAUAUCUCUUAUUACAAAUUGACAUGUUUUUUGAAAAUUUUAUCCAUAGAUUUAAAAAAAAUAUUACAUGUAGCAAAUAACGUUUUCAAUUUUCAUAAAUAUUUUUUUAUCUAAAAUAUUAGAACGUCUAUCUGAGUUGUUUAGGCAUGUUUUCUUAUAUAUUCAUAUUAUGCAUCAAAUCACAGCAAAGUUUGAACUAUAUAGUAUCUUAUUUGCAAAUAAAGUGCCGUUUUUAUCAUUCCGGGAUAAAUCGCACACAAAAAUCAUAUAAAAUACUUGAGAGCUUCUAUAACUUUUUCAAUGGUGAAAUCAUACUUCAUAUUUUAACGAGCCAUUAAAUACAAAUUUAGUGGAAUGAGUUACCUUAAUUAUGUCAGUAAUUAUAAGCAUAGUAAAUCAAAAAUUGUU
Molecule: messenger RNA, 2200 nt
Organism: Ostrea edulis (European flat oyster)
Lineage: Eukaryota; Metazoa; Mollusca; Bivalvia; Ostreida; Ostreidae
Product: beta-1,4-galactosyltransferase 1-like
Exons: 2
Coding region: 78-1112 (344 amino acids)
Biological process (GO): glycosphingolipid biosynthetic process; carbohydrate metabolic process
Cellular component (GO): membrane
Molecular function (GO): N-acetyl-beta-glucosaminyl-derivative 4-beta-N-acetylgalactosaminyltransferase activity
Source: RefSeq, a predicted model, not a curated record